Cuscuta campestris is the source of this 2027-nucleotide messenger RNA. Lineage: Eukaryota; Viridiplantae; Streptophyta; Magnoliopsida; Solanales; Convolvulaceae. The record is from the annotation of a GenBank genome assembly.
AGUUAUAGGAUCAUGCAUCAUGUUAUCAUCAUCAAGUACAUUGAUUACAUAGGUGUCAUGUAAUCAUCAUCAAGAACAAUUAUAUUGAUUACAUAGGUGUCAUGUAAUCAUCAUCAAGAAUAAUUAUAUUGAUUAAAUAUGCCAUCAGGUAGUUAUCAUUAAAUAUUUAUCAUCAUGAUUCAUCAAAUUGACCAUAUAAUAAUAUGUGCCAUAUCAUGAAUGUUACUAUACAUUUUGUGGACGUAUAUAUAUGUAUAUGUAUAUGUCUGAGAAUCAUUCUACAAUUCUAGCGUGGUACCACUCAGCGGUUUCACUGAGCGUGUAGUUUGUAUUUUUCGUUGACUACACGUAGGUAACAAGAAGACAAUGAUGGAACCACUCCCGAAAGGCAUUGAGUCAGAGGAGAUGCAAGGAUGGCAGGCAAAUGUUGAUCAUCAGAUUUUAAAAUGUGUCAUGAUUUGAUUAUUAUUGUAUUUCCGUAUUACUCUGAAAAUAUUUUUAAAUGGGUCGCGAUCCAGAGUCUGUAAAUUUGAUAUUUAUAAGAAAUUGUCAUUUUCAAAUGUCAAGCGAAAUUUUUAUUUUACUCUCGUUUCACCUUAAUUCGUGUAAUUCCGGGUUAUGAUGAUUGGAAGAUCAUGAUGGAAGCACACUUUUACGCUCUACAUGAUUGCAUGUGGAUGUACAUUCCAAAGCCCAAGGAGAAAUGGGAUGAUAGAGAUUGCAAGAAGCACAAUCUGGACAACGUCGCCAAAGCAGCCAUCUUCAAGACACUUGAUCCCAUCACCUUCUCCAAGAUCAAGCAUCUCAAGACUGCCAUGGAGAUUUGGCAAGGUCUUGGGAAGCUGUGUGAGGGAUCGGAGGACCUGAGAAAGCAGAACAUAGAGGUCCUACUUGAGAAGUUCAAAAGCUUCAAAAUGCUUCCCGGAGAAUCAUUUGAUAUGUUGGAUGAAAGAUUCCACAAAAUCUUAAAUGAUCUUGCAUCACUUAACCACGUUCUUUCUCCCAAAGAAAAGAAUGUAAGGUUACUGAGAUCUGUUCCAACUGAAUGGUACACCAAAGCCACAGCCAUGGAAGAAGGAAGAAACCUGGAGAACUACACUGUCCAAGCGUGCCCGUACCCAAAGGUGGAGAAGUACGGAGAAAGAGAAAGAAACGAAAAGAAGAAGAAAGCAAUGGUUGCAGCUGAAAGUGACGAGUCAUCCAGCUCAAGCUCGGAUGAAGAAGCCCUCGUCUGCAUGGAGCGCAGAGCUGAGAAGUCCAACCAUGAAGAUCGGUGGACUAUGUCAGAAGAUGACACCCUCUGCCUAAUGGCCAAAGAUGAUGUUGAUCAAGAGGUAACUUCACAAACCUCCUAUUCAUCUUCUUAUGAAAGCAUACCAACUUAUAAAAGUCUUUUUGACAAGUUCAAAAAGAUGAUGGAAGAUUUUGAGGAAAUAAAUCUCAAACACUCAUCCUUAACAGAGGAGAACAAGCUAUUGAGUGAAGAGAAUCUCAAGUUGACUGAAGGUCGGAAAACUCAACUAGAUGAGAUCACUCAACUCAAGACUGAAAAUGAAUCUCUCUCUGAAAAGGUGAAAUCCCUCAACAAGGAGCUAGGGAUACUUAAGUCCAAAGAAGCAGUGGAUAAGCUUCUUGAAACGACCAAACAAAAGGGUCGUGAAGGACUUAGGUUUGACCCCUCCAGUUCCAAAAGGAAAGGGAGAACAACCUUCAUCCCUCCUAAACCUACUGCCAAACACAAUAAGCAGAAAGGGAAGGAGAAGGAGAAAUCCACAGAAGUUCCCAAAAAGGUAGUCCCUUCUAAGAACGAUAGGAAGCUGGACAGACCUCAAAAAGGAAAUAAUUUCAGAAGAAAACCUUCUAACCCCCAAUAUACACGAGGCUAUACUCAUUAUGGGGUAGAUAGUGAUGGGAAACGAGGCUUGGAUAACGCAGUGGAAAACAAAAAUUUAUAGUCCAAAACUCGAUUCCACCCAAGAACAACUUACGUAAAUUACUAGUUAUAGUAAGAAAUUUACCUUAACGGU